Chelmon rostratus (copperband butterflyfish) is the source of this 1269-nucleotide messenger RNA. RefSeq names its product proline-rich protein 7. The transcript is spliced from 2 exons. The record is from RefSeq and is a predicted model, not a curated record. NCBI's taxonomy places the organism in Eukaryota, Metazoa, Chordata, Actinopteri, Chaetodontiformes, Chaetodontidae. Bases 1 to 984 code for a protein of 327 amino acids.
AUGGUGAUGUCUCAGGGCACCUACACCUUCCUGGCCUGUUUCGCCGGCUUCUGGUUGGUCUGGGCCGUCAUCGUCAUGCUCUGCUGCUUCUGCAGCUUCCUGCAGCGCAGGCUGAAGCGCCGCCACGAAGAGAGGCUGAGGGAGCAAUGUCUGCGAACCGUAGAGAUGGAGCCGCUCAGCUGUCACCCCGCAGGAUACCCUCCUCUUCCUCCUCCUCCUCCUCCUCCUCCACCGCCACCACCUCCACAGUUACCCAGAGAGCCACCGCAGUUCUGCCCUCCUCAAACUCUGUCGCCGCCCCUUCCUCUGCAGGUUCCUCAUCCCAUGCCGGAAGCAAACUGGGUCACCAUGCCAGACACAGAUAUAUUUGGGAAGCCACCCUGCUAUGAAGAGGCAGUUCUGAUGGAGGAUCCUCCUCCACCCUACAGUGAGGUCUUGGCUGACCCGAGGGGGGGCACCUAUUUGAAGCCUGCCCCGCUCCGAGCCGCUCCGCCGCUUCCUCCUCCCAGGGAAUACCAGGAUCCUGCUCCGGUUUUCACAUCCGAGACCAACAAGCCGCCCGUGACGGCCGUAUUCCCCGAGCGAGGUUACUCCUCCCUCAUACGCCUGCCUUCGUCCCAGCGCUGGGACUCCCUGGGUCAUCUCCUGUCUAACAUGGACCUGAACCACAACAACCUCACCCCACCAGGGGCCUGCUCCAUCCAGGCUGCCACCGCAAUGGCCACCAUGCCCCGCCGAGAGCCAAGGACUCACCGUGAUGGACUUGGGCUCCGAGGUGGAAUACAAGGACUCCAAGGAAGCAUACAAGGACUGCAAGGAAGCAUACAAGGACUUCGAGGAGGGAUACAAGGACUCCAAGGGGGGAUGCAGGGGUUCCAAGGAGGGUUACAGGGGCUUCAGGGAGUCCAUAGACUCAGGGGACUGGAGCCCAGCUGUGGCCUGCCAACAGCCUUCCCCCUGCUGGGUCGAAGCACCGCCGUGUAGACCUGGAUGCUUACGGGAGGAGUCUAAACAACCAUAAGUUGGUCCAACUCUGAAGAGCCUUCUGAACAGACUUCCUGUCUGUACGCCUCUUUUGCUGCUCAGUGUUCAUGGCACUAACACCGCUAGAAGUAGAGAUUAAAUUCCGGAAAGAGCUUAAAGAGGGUUAAAGUGCUGAAAAAGGCGUCAGGAGUUAAAUUCCCUGUGCAGCUCUGUGGGCGAAGGGUGCCACCACUGGGAUCCUGACUUCCAGCUCUGUGUGUGGAUAAAGGAAGAAAUUAGACCCCG